Molecule: messenger RNA, 3888 nt
Organism: Emys orbicularis (European pond turtle)
Lineage: Eukaryota; Metazoa; Chordata; Testudines; Emydidae
Gene: CGNL1
Product: cingulin like 1
Exons: 18
Coding region: 1-3888 (1295 amino acids)
Biological process (GO): protein localization to cell-cell junction
Cellular component (GO): bicellular tight junction; myosin complex
Source: RefSeq, a predicted model, not a curated record
AUGGAGCCAUAUUGUGCUGGUUUCAAGCAUGUGCAACGGGACUGUGGAGUUCAUCUCAAGCUUGCAAAUGAUGAGACACACAAAGCUAGAAAUACACAACACUCCAAGCCUGGAUCUUAUGGUGUCAGUAUUAGGGUCCAAGGAAUUGAUGGUCAUCCCUACAUAGUGCUAAACAACACAGAGGGGUGUUUGUCAGAAAACCCAUCUUUAUCUGAAAAUGGGCUGCAGGUUGCAUCUCAGACAAUUAAUAGGUCAGCUCCAAACUCCAAUACUGCUCUUAAAUUGGGGGAGAAAAAUAGUGAAGAAAUAAAGUUUCCUGGAACACAGUCCACACAGCCCAGUAUGUUUAAAAGCCUAAAGCAAACCAAUAUCAAUGAAGGAGAGAAUGGAGUCUCAGAUUCUAAAUAUGGAACAUUAAAACCCUCCAAUUUGUUGAACUUUCAAAGGCAUCCUGAGCUUUUACAGCCUUAUGAUCCAGAAAAAAAUAACUUGAACUUGGAUAGCUACCAAUCUUCUGUGUGCAAUAAGUCUAAAUCUCUUGCAGCUGAAGGCAAGAUUGAAACAAAGCCUUGGACGACUUCAUCUAAAGUAGUGACCCUACAGAAAACCCCACAGCUUGUGGAGUCAGCCAAAUCAAAUGUGAAAACAAUUCAUUUGAACAGGUCCAUAGCAGUGGAAGACCAAAAUAAGCAUGUGUCCAAGUGCCCCAGUGUUACUAGCACUCCAAAUGAAGUGCAUGUAUUCGAGUCCCUUUCAUCUAGUGGAGGAUCCCCACAUGUUAGCCCAACUGGCCAACCAGAAACAAGGAAAAGUAGACCAGAUGUUCUUUCUUUCGGCAGACAAGAUUCAGCUGGAUCAGUAUUGGAUGGGUCACGAAGAUCAUCAUCUUCAUCAACCACUCCAACUUCUGCAAAUUCCUUGUAUAAGUUUUUACUUGAUGACCAAGAAUAUGCUAUCUAUGCAGACAAUGUUAAUCGACAUGAAAACAGAAGGUAUAUCCCAUUUUUGCCUGGAACAGGCCGUGAUAUUGACACUGGCUCAAUUCCUGCAGUUGAUCAACUAAUUGAAAAGUUUGAUAGGAAAAUUGGUCCACAGAGAAGAGGUAGAUCAGGAAAAAGGAACAGAAUUCACCCAGAUGAUCGUAAAAGAUCAAGAAGUGUUGACAGUGUACUGUCUUUAGGCCUGGAGGUGAAUUCAGAUUACUUAGAUGAGUUUAGUAAAAAUUUGGGUAAAUCAACUGAGCACUUGCUAAGGCCAUCAAAAAUUUGCCUUCAGAAACAAUUAUCUCUUGAACAAAAGUUGCCUUCCCCUGAUACACAAGUUGCUGCUCAAACUGUCAGCAAACUGCAACCGACUGCUCAAGACAUUCAGAACAACCAUUACAAUUCAUUGCAAUAUCAUAAAGAAAAUAAAGUUAAUGGAGCGAGUUUGAUGUUUAGGUCAUCCACACUUCCAGUACAGAAUAAAAAAGAGGAAGUUAAAACAGUAACUUCUACUCUCUUGGUGCCAAAUCGAAUUACAAUCCCGCCCGACCCAGGAACAAAGAAGAUCUUAGUAAAAACAUUUUCUUCUGCCCCAAAUACACAGGCAACUCCUGAUCUGUUAAAGGGCCAGCAAGACCUUACGCAACAAACAAAUGAGGAGACAGCUAAGCAGAUCCUUUACAAUUACCUUAAGGAAGGAAGCACUGAUAAUGAUGAUGCCACAAAGAGGAAGGUCAACUUGGUUUUUGAGAAGAUCCAGACUUUAAAGUCAAGAGCUGCUGGAAGUGCACAAGUUUCUAAUUCUUCAACUGAAGUCAAAGCAUUGCUGGAUCAAAAAACAGAGCUAAAGAGCAAGGUUGCAGAGCUACAGAAAAAGCUGGAUCUAGAAAUUAGGAAUCAGCAAAAUGCCAAAGAAGAGAGAGACGCUACAAGAGCAACUCUGAAAGAUCUACAACAGCAACUUGACAAAAGUGUACAAGAAAAAGAUGCCUUAAAAAAGCGUCUAGGAGAAAGUGAGAAGGAACUCAGGCAAAACUUAGAGGAACUUUUUCAAGUGAAGAUGGAGCGGGAACAACACCAGACUGAAAUCAGGGACCUUGAAGACCAGCUCUCUGAAAUGCAUGAUGAAUUGGAUAAUGCAAAGCAUGCUGUGGAUGGAGAGAAAGAGGUUUUGAUAGAGGAGCUGAUGCAAAUGAAGCAGGAUCUGCAAGAAAUAUUCAUGACAAAAGAACAACAAGAAGAAAUAUUGAGAAAAAGAGAACGGGAACUGACUGCUCUAAAAGGAGCGUUGAAAGAAGAAGUAUCUAACCAUGACCUGGAGAUAGAUAAACUUAAAGAACAACAUGACAAAGAACUUCAGAAUCUAAGAGAGGCUCUAGAAGAAGCAAGAAAGAAUGCUGCUGCCCUCGCCAGUGAAAGAAACACUGCAGAACAGAUGCAAAGUAGUGCAGAAAAUCGAGUGAAGGAGUUGGCUGAGCAAAAUGAACAAUUGAAGAGAACAAUUAAAGAGCUAGAGGACAAAAUUAAAGAACUCCAUCAACAGAUUGAUAAUAUGAAAGGAGAAGAAGAUACAAUGAAGGAAAAAAUAGAGAGAUAUGAGAAAGAAAAGCAACAAUUAGAAGAUGUCCUGGCACAUGCUGGGGAAGAGGGAAAGGAACUGCUGUUGGUGAAAAAGUCUUUGGAAAGCAAGCUAGAGGAUAUGCAGAAAAAAUUCAAUCAGGUUAUUCAGGAACAGCAACAGUUAACUGAACAGUUAAAAGAUGAAACUAACCAGAAGGAACAAUUAAAGAGGAUAAAGAAUGAAAUGGAAAAUGAGCGAUGGCAACUAGACAAGACUAUUGAGAAGUUACACAAGGAGAUGGCUGAAAUUGUAGAAGUGUCCCGGUCAUCCACUCUGGAGCUUCAGAACCAGCUUGAUGAGUACAAGGAGAAAAAUCGCAAGGAACUUGCAGAAAUGCAGAGACAAUUAAAAGACAAAAAUCUUGAGUUAGAAAAAUCACACCUGACAACCAUGAAAAUGCAGGAUGAGAUGCGUCUUAUGGAAGAGGAUUUACGGGACCACCAGAGAGCCCAGGAUGAGGCAAUUACAAAAACUCAGCUGCUGGAACAGACUGUGAAAGGCUUGGAAUAUGAACUGGAAGCCAAAAAUCACUUGAAAAGUGAUCGGGCAAGACAAAUGAAACUAAUGGAGGACAAGCUGUCCCAGUUGGAACUGGAGCUUGAUGAAGAAAGAAACAAUUCAGAUUUGCUGUCUGAAAGGAUUAGUAGGUGCAGAGAACAGAUUGAACAAAUGAGGAAUGAACUACUUCAAGAAAGAGCUACAAGACAAGAUUUGGAGUGUGACAAGAUUUCAUUGGAAAGACAAAACAAAGAUUUGAAGAGCCGAAUCCUUCACCUUGAAGGUUCUUAUAGGUCCAGUAAAGAAGGACUUGUUGCUCAAAUGGAAGCAAGGAUCACUGAGCUAGAGGGACGGCUAGAAAAUGAAGAGAGGGAUCGGGCUAAUCUCCAGCUAAGCAAUCGCAGACUUGAACGGAAAGUGAAGGAAUUAAUGUUGCAAGUAGAUGAUGAACAUCUCUCACUGACUGACCAAAAGGACCAGUUGAGUUUGCGUUUGAAAGCAAUGAAACGUCAGGUUGAAGAAGCCGAAGAAGAAAUAGACAGAUUGGAAAGUGCCAAAAAGAAACUUCAGAGGGAGUUAGAAGAGCAAAUGGACAUGAAUGAUCAAUUGCAAGGACAACUUAAUGGUGUGAAGAAGGAAUUAAGCAGACGGAAGACGUCACCAAGUAAAGUGUUGACUGAUCUUGAUGAUGAUGACGACGAUGAUGAUUUCAGUACGGAUGGAGAGAGUCUCUAUGAAGCACCUUCAGGAUAUAAAUCCUCAAAAGACAAUGAUACAAAAAGCUAA